AUGUCCGCUACCGACUCCCCUCCUCGUCGCGCCCCGUUCGACCUCAGAUACGAUGGUUCCAUCCCUCCCGAGAACCGUGGUCAACUAUGGCUUGAGGACGGAGAUCUUAUCAUCAUCUUUCAAGUUGACGCCACCGCGUGGAAAGUCUCUUCCGGCGUCCUCAUGAACCGCUCGCACCGAUUCCGAACCAUUCUCCUCAACCAACCUGCAAGGCAGCACAUCGAGGACUGCCCGAUGCUCGCACUCCUGGGUAACGAAGAUACCGCCAGGGAAGUUCAGAGGUUAUUACUCCUCAUUCACGAUAGAACUUGUAUACCAAACUUCCGCAAGCCGGAGCAUUUCUCCGCACUUGAAGACAUUGUCCGAUCGACUGCCAACUACGAGGCGUGGUACCUGUUCUUCGACGCAGUGCGACCACUUGCGUACCACUACCAGGAACGCCUCUCCGAGUUCGUACACUGGGAUCGCACACACGACCUCGCGCGGCCUAUAAGCCCCGUGCACUCGCUCAACCUGUUUUCAACCGCACAUGACGCGUUUCAGCGCUUCGGCGGCUACACACCCGGAGCGGAUCGGGAAACCGACCAGUUGUUCUCCUUGUUCUCUGCCGGCGCGCGUCUGGAUCUCAGCCUUUACCUAAGCGAGGCAGAUCUGCUUGCCAGUUCGAGCAGUAGACCGAAGGACCGUAGGGGGAGGCUGCAGGAGAAGGAGAUGCCGCUUUACCGCAAGCUCGUUGAGGAGCACAGGCUCUUCAUCACCGAGCUGUUGCACGACUGUGAGACGUUCGAAGACGCGGAGAUCGAGUCUCGGCAUCAUGACCACAUCCGCUGUUGCGGUGAUGGGAUGCGAACCAUGUUGAGCCGGCUCGUGUCAACGUUGGGGACGCCGGAGACUACGCGCAGAGGGGCGUACUUUCUGGAUCUGAUUCGUGCAUUGCACACGGACAGCGGCCGAGCAUCGAUGUGCCCGGAGUGUUUGGGAGACCUCGACGGCCUCGUGAGCCAGACGUACGACCAAUGGUGGAGAGCCGUCUCGCCACUCAUCCGAAAUAUGCCAGACGCGUACUUUGACGAGCUUGACCACUAG
Molecule: messenger RNA, 1086 nt
Organism: Peniophora sp. CBMAI 1063
Lineage: Eukaryota; Fungi; Basidiomycota; Agaricomycetes; Russulales; Peniophoraceae
Source: the annotation of a GenBank genome assembly